GAGCAAAAUCUGAAAAAGUUCAAAUCUGACCUACAGUUUUACAGCUCAACUCAUACAAAAGGAAAACAUGACAAUAAAGGUGUUUGUUGUCACCUGAAAGGGGGAGGAGCCUAAGGUGCUUCCAGAUGCUUAAAGUGUUUGAACCAGCACAGCUGCUCAGUGGCGAAUCCAUCGACCCGAAGGUUUCCUGCACUUUCAUCCCACGGGUGGUUUUCAUCAGAGCAACAUCUGAGUGGUCUCCUAAAAAACUUCAAGAAAUCCCCCAGGCCUGUGGCCGUCAUGGCGGUCUGGGUCGGGACUUGGUUGCCGUGUGUGUGAACGAUGUUUCGGCUCACGGCGCCGAGCCGCUCUUCUUCCUGGACUACUUCUCUUGCGGCAGUCUGGAUGUAGAAGUUGCCGCCUCCGUCGGCGGCGGCGUCGCCAAGGCGUGUGAGGCGGCCGGCUGCGCCCUGCUGGGCGGUGAAACGGCAGAGAUGCCCGGUGUUUAUGCUGCCGGAGAGUACGACCUGGCCGGGUUCUGUGUCGGCGCGGCGGAGCGGGGCGCCUUGUUGCCACGGCUACGGGACAUCUCGGAGGGAGACGUGCUGAUCGGCGUGGCUUCCUCUGGGAUUCACAGCAACGGCUUCAGUCUGGUCCGUAAAGUUCUGGAGAGAAGCAAACUGAGUUUGAGCUCUGCUGCUCCGUUUGGGAACCAGGACCAGACUGUCGGCGAGGUGUUGCUGACUCCUACUAAGAUCUACAGCCGCCUGCUGCUGCCCGUCCUGCGCAGCGGGGCGGUUAAAGCCUACGCUCACAUCACCGGUGGGGGGCUUCUGGAGAACCUGCCCCGGGUUCUGCCCCAGGGUCUGGCAGCAGAGUUGGAUGCGUCCCAGUGGAGGAUUCCGGCUGUUUUCUCUUGGCUCUAUGAAGAAGGAUCUCUGAGUGAGGAGGAGACGAGCAGAACCUUCAACUGUGGGCUCGGUGCGGUUCUGGUGGUCGGUCCGGCCGAUGCUCAGAAGGUUCUGUCUCAGCUGCAGGUCCAUGAUGAAGCCUGGGUGGUGGGCUCUCUUGUUCCUAAGCAACCAGAUGUUUCUUCUGUGGUGGUUUUCAACCUGAAGCAGAGCUUGAUGAAUGCUGGGACUGUGGAAGUAAAGGAACAUGGUUUCCAUGGAAAUCAAAUCACAGCACCCAAGAAGAGCAGAGUAGCAGUUCUCAUCUCUGGUACAGGUACUUCAGUCUGCAGGCCCUGAUUGAUCAGGCUAAAGCUCCAUGCAGCUCAGCAGAGAUCGUGUUGGUGGUUUCAAACAGACCUGGAGCUCAGGGUCUGAAGAGAGCAGCGCUGGCCGGCAUCCAGACCAGGGUUGUGGAUCACAAGCUGUAUGGCAGCAGAGCUGAGUUUGAUGCCACCAUUGACCUUCUCCUUAAAGAGUUUGGAGUGGAACUGGUCUGCCUUGCUGGUUUCAUGAGGUCCUGACUGGGAUCUUUGUGAAAAAAUGGCAUGGGAGGCUCCUCAACAUUCAUCCCUCCCUGCUGCCUUCAUUCAAAGGGGUCAAUGCCCAGCAACAGGCUCUCCAGGCCAGAGUGCUGAUAACUGGGUGCACCGUCCACUUUGUAGCUGUAAGUGUUGCGCUAACACAUAUAAAGCUCAUCAAAUAAAUCCACACAAUAAAAGUUCUUCUGUUCUUCUAGGAAGAGGUUGAUGCAGGCGCCGUCGUGGUCCAGGAAGCCGUUCCGGUGUUGGUUGGAGACACAGAGGAAAGUCUGUCGGCCAGAAUCAGGGAGGCCGAGCACAAAGCGUUCCCUAAAGCUCUGGAGCUGGUGGCCAG
This is a messenger RNA of Xiphophorus hellerii (green swordtail), 1805 nucleotides long. RefSeq names its product trifunctional purine biosynthetic protein adenosine-3-like. The transcript has 9 exons. The record is from RefSeq and is a predicted model, not a curated record. Gene Ontology annotation, cellular component: cytosol. Gene Ontology annotation, molecular function: phosphoribosylformylglycinamidine cyclo-ligase activity; phosphoribosylamine-glycine ligase activity. Lineage: Eukaryota; Metazoa; Chordata; Actinopteri; Cyprinodontiformes; Poeciliidae. Gene Ontology annotation, biological process: adenine biosynthetic process; 'de novo' IMP biosynthetic process. The coding region runs from base 126 to 1229 and encodes 367 amino acids.